UUCCCUGUGACCUUAUCAGUUUUUCCCUACUGAGAUAUCCCACACACACCCUGACUUUCAUCCUGACACACAACCACACACGCUUACACCUACCCCUCCCACAAAUAAACACAGAGCCUGCACCUCCAUAAUAUACUCAUGUCUACAUCUGCAUAACUGUCAUCCUUUUACGCCUUUCACUUUCUAGACCAAUAACAUGUCUCCAGACACCCACCUCUCUGACUUGCAUAUAAAACCCACUUCAUUCUACUGUUGGACCACUGUGAUCAGCUCUCAGUGAGGUCAUAGGCGUGGGUACUGGGAAGAACACUAGGAUGAGUUCUCAAAUGCAGAUAGUGGUGUUGGCUGUGUCCCUUCUUGUGUUAGUGAGUAGGGUCAGAACAGCCCCUAGAACCGACUUACUGGCUCAUAUGCUCCAAAACGAGGCGGACGGGAAGGAGGACCUUUCCCGCAUACUUCUGCUGAAGCUCAUUUCUGAGCUGAAGAUCCCAGAUGAGAAUGACACCCUUUCUGAUGAUGACAUGGAGCUGAACCGCAUCCUACGACAUCUUCCCUUAACCACGCGUGAACGGAAAGCCGGCUGCAGGAACUUCUUCUGGAAGACGUUCACCUCUUGUUAGCCACAUCACUGCAUGAAAUAGCUGCAAUGGUUGCAUGGUGGUUUUAUUUAAAAAAAAAAAAAAUGUUUAUGCUUUUGUUUAUAUUGUCUAUUCAGCCCUCAUGCUUGGCUGGAUCUGGAGUAGCCAGCUAUAAAGGUGUACAUGUGUAUAGUUUUUUGUUUGGUUGUUUUAACCAAAUAUAUUAAUAGACAAAUAGUGGCUAUGGUUAUAUCCGACCUAUGAUAAGACUAAUUUUGUGCUUGUGUAAAAAGAUUGUCUUGGGAUAUGAUGUGGAACAACAGUAUAGUCCUAAAUAUGGGUUCCAAUUAUAAAAAAUAAAUAAACAAACAUUGGUUCUAUUCAACUCAAGUGAAUGAAAUGGUUUUAUAUAUCUGCAAUACUCAUAACUCAUAAUAAUUUACUAACAAAUCUAAGUGAUAGGUUAGACCCAUGGUUGAUAAACAAAAAAUGAGCUGCUGUACUGAUGGACUGGCUUAUGAAUUGAAGUUUCUUAAUCAAACAUUAAUGAGUGUCGGUUUCAAGGUUUCAUGAGUCACAAACAAAAGGUGAAAUUCUGCUGCAUGAAGAUCACUUGUUCA
This is a messenger RNA of Ictalurus punctatus (channel catfish), 1198 nucleotides long. It is a transcript of the gene sst5, whose product is annotated as somatostatin 5. Gene Ontology annotation, cellular component: extracellular region. The coding region runs from base 315 to 620 and encodes 101 amino acids. Gene Ontology annotation, molecular function: hormone activity. NCBI's taxonomy places the organism in Eukaryota, Metazoa, Chordata, Actinopteri, Siluriformes, Ictaluridae. The record is from RefSeq and is a predicted model, not a curated record. Gene Ontology annotation, biological process: regulation of cell migration. The transcript has 2 exons.